Vitrella brassicaformis is the source of this 5692-nucleotide messenger RNA. Lineage: Eukaryota; Vitrellaceae. The record is from the annotation of a GenBank genome assembly.
GUCCGUGUCCCCACCCAGACAGACAGACGUCUGUCGGUCUGUCUGCAGAGGAAGGAAGCAUGCAAGCAAACCAAACUCCCAGAGAGACAAGUGAGGUAGUGAGUAGUUAGAAUGAAUGCCAUCAAUCAAUCGCAGCAGCACCGACCGAUCUCACAAAAAGGCUGGCAGCAGCGGACGGACGGACGACGCAAACGCAACGCAACGCAAGGCAACACAACACAAUGCAAGGCCAGGCAAGAAGCGGUAGGGUAGGUAGAAUAGCCAGGAGGACGACAGGAGAGAGAGGAGAGGGGAGGGAAACGACCAAGCAUCCGACUCACUCACUGACUGACACGCUCCCUCCCUCCCUCCCAGGCAGGCAGGUAGUCAGUCUGUUAACUUCCUGAGGCUCUCCCUCCUUCUUUACACGCACGCACAGAUGCGCAGACAGACCCAUUCAUUGAUGCAAUCACUGACUGCAUAUAUGUCACCCCACCCUUCGACCUCCCCUCCCCUCCCCGCACCCAACCCACCCCCACCCCCUCCCGCUCCACAGCCACUCAAUCACUCCCCCUCGUCCUUCCUGGUGCCAUCGGCUUGCGGACUCCUCACACAUUUCGACUCGCUCGUCGAAUGAGAAUGAGACCCAUUGCUGGUCACCCCACCCCCAUUGUUGCCGCUUCCGCCGCCAUGGCUGCUGUGGCUGUCGCCGUGGUGGGGAUCCACCCGACAGGCCCCCAGAGGGACCGCACCAGCGCCCCUCAGAAGGAUAGCUGCAGCGGGCGCCACCACACCAUUUCCACCGCUCACAGAUGAGCUGCUGGGAGGGGCGCUGGGCGGGGCGGGGAGGGUCCGAUGGGUCUUGUCGAUCGUGCCGGACGAUGAGGAGGAGGAGCAGGAAGCCGCGGCGGGGGGAGGUGUCACCACCACAGGCGUCGACAUGCGGGCUGCGAUGCUGGCGUUGUGGUAGUCGCUAGCCGACAUUCCCAUUGUCACAGUGCUCCGGCCAGGGAACGACCGCCGUUGAGGCUGGAUGACACUGGCGGCGGAGCUGGUGCUGCUGGUGCUGCUGGUGCUGGUGGGCCCCUUUGCCGGCGAGACGACAGCCAUCCUGUCAAUGGUGGGCCCUCCUCCACCUUCGGGCUGUGUGUCGUGGCCGAGGCCCUCUUGGUGCCCGUUGAAGCGAGGCCGGUGCUGACUCCACUCGUCACAGGCAGACGCACCAGCAGCAGCAGCAGCAGCAGGGAGCGGCUCGGUGGCCUCGGGCCUGGCGGGUGAUGGUGAGGAGAGAGAGAGGGAGUGGAAGGGCUGGUGGUCGUCAGGCAGUGCCUCCUCGUCUCUGUCGUCGGCAGCUGAUGCGAUGGGCACCUCGGUGACCUCCGAGGUGUUGUCGAGCUCCUCCUCGUCCUCUCCCAUACCGAUGAUGAUGUGCUGGUCAUCGGCCGCCAUGUCGAGCUGCAGCGGCGGCACUGGCCGGGCCCCGCCACGAUCACCGCGGUCACGGUGGGCGUCGACCGACCGUCGCUGCUGCUGCUGGUGGUGCUGGUGGUGGAAGUGUUGGGCGUCGAACGGGUGACGCUCCUCCUGGUCCUGAUCCCUGUCGUAGUCAUGCUCGCCAGAGUGGUGGUCCUGGUCAUGGCCAGCAGCCGUAGGGGGCGCGUAGAGCGGGUGCUGGGGGAGAUGGAGAGAGGCCUGCGAGCGCUCCAUCGCCACGUCAGACGUGUGUGCCCGGCCGUUGGGGUAGGCUGGCUCGGCGGCCGGGGGGAAUGACACAGAGACGGACACCGCUGCGGCCUUGACGCUGCUGCUGUCAUCGGUGGUGUGCGACGGCUCGGUGUCCUGUGGUGCGUCAGUGUGUCCGCCAUCGAGGGAGAUGAGACUCAUUGCGAUGGAUGAGGGGUCGAGGGCGGCCGACGAUGAGGGGCCCAGGUGGGGCGACGAGUGGGGCGGGACGGAAUUAGACACCGACAGAAACGGGGCUGGCCGAGUACGCCGACCAUCGCCAGACGCUGCCGAUAAAGAAUAGAGAGAGAAGCAGAGCAGGCGAUGCCGCAUCCAUCCCGUGCCGACGUCAGCCAGCUUCCCUUCCCUCACUCACCGUAUUGUGCGUGUUGGUCAUCUUCAUCGUCAUCCUCGUCCUGGUCGUGUUGGUCCCCGUCGUCGGUCCACCUGGCCGACCGGCCGGGCGGCAGACCUUCACCGUCGGGCGGCCCCUGGGGCACCUCACGGAUGUGCGGCAAAACACCGUUGGAGUGCAGGUGCGCGACCAUGGCCGCAAACUCCUCGCGGUUGCUGAAGGCUGCACAUCACACACACACGAGAGAGACACGCGAGACACAGAGGCCGCAAUGAGUGGAGCGAAUGGGAGGGAGUGGGUGGCUGUGUCCUGUCCAAGUGCAAUGCAAUCAAGCUCACUCACCGUAUCGCCCCUGGCGCAGCUCGGCCAUCUCCACGUCCCUUGGCAUCUGAGAGAGAGGGAGGGAGGGAAACAAGGACCGAAACACAUACAUACGACAACACAAGAAACCACAACACAACACAAAUAGAUUCUCUGCCGGCGUCAAGUGGAGGAGAGCCCCUCGAUUGCCCCACACUGUACCCACACGCCCACCCACGUACCUCAGCAUGCAUGGCGGCCUCGUGCUCCCGCGCCAUGGACCGUGCGGCCGCCAUCCGUCUUAGCGCCUCGUCGUCCUCCUCGCCCUCGUCCUGCCCAUGGUCCUCAUGCCCCUCGUAGGCAUCCUCAGCAUAUCGCUCCGAGCGGGGAGGCAGCGGCACGUCGUGGAUCUCAUCCUCGCUGGUGGGGGGCCCUCCCGACGGCCGGGGAAUGGGCUGCUGGGGCGAACGCAGGUGGGGGGGCACAACACCCACUGACACCGACGACGGGGAGCCGGGGGAGGGGUUGGCAGAGGCGGCCGCCACGGCCACUGAAGCACUGGCCGCUGCGGCAGCUGCCACUGCUGCUGCUGCUACAGCUGAAGAUGACGGCUGGUGGGCCGAAGACGCCUCCUCGAGACUGUGACGGGACCGAUUGUUCAACCUGAGUAUUGAUUGCAUGCCAUGCGAGCAACAGACACACAGACGGAUGUGAGUGAUCCAGUCAGUCAUUCCUCGUAUCCCUUCCCUCGACUGUCUGUUUAUCAGCCGUUAGUACCCUCUGCGAAGGUCGCGGUGUGUGGCGCUGGGCGGCUCGUCUGGCGGGUGUGCUGCAGGGUGGGGGAUGGAGCGGCCGGCCGUGGCGGGAUGGGACGCCAGGGCUCCCUGCUGCGAGUGAUACGUCAUCGCCAGAUGAUUCAAAAUCUCCGCAGUCUGUAGGGUAGUACACACACACGCACAAGAGAGGCUCCCUCAUGGUAUGUGUGCCUCUCUCCUCGUCUAUCUAUCUGUUGCUGCCCUGCUCUGCUCUGCCGCGCCGUGUGUGAGGUAAGCUGACCUCAGGUUUGAGCGCGUCCAUGUGCAGCUGGAAGUGUGUGGGGUCCAUGGCGAUGGCCUGCAGGAACUGCGCCUGCGCCUGGGUCUCCCUCGCCUGCAAAGUCGCCUCGCGCUGAGAGGCCCGAAACGCCUCACGCUCCAGCACCUCCCGCUCCUCAAACGCCGCUAACAACUCACGCACCUUCGACGGCAACGCAGGCACCUCACCAUCGCCACCGCCCAGACCAACACCACGCAAGCCGAGAGGGAAACCCCCGAUGCCAAUCGGGCCGACCUCUCCAGCAGCACCAGCCGCCGCCGCAGCAGCAGCUUGUGGUGGUCCACCGGUGUUGGGCUCGGCGCCCAGGUAGGCUGCGUGGAAGGGUGUGUGUUGUGUCCCAGGGUGUGCGAGGGCCGAUGCGAUAUGUCCGCUGAUGGACCCGACGGGGCAUCCGAGGCCGUCGUGGCUGUCGGCGAUCUGCAACAGCUGACGAAGCACCUCGUUCUCCGUACGCAGCUUCUCUACCUCCUCCUGCACACACCACACACAUCCGUGAAAGCAAGACAGACAAGCCUGGUGCGUGGCCGUGCCCCCCAUCUAGCCCCCAGCCCCCAGCCCACUGACUGAGCCACAGACAGACGUCCGUACCUCCAGUUCUCGUGUGUCGUUUUCGAAUGCGGCCUCCUUGAAUGCCUUUUGGAUGCGCUCCCUCUCCUCGCGCUGCUCUGCCGCUUCACGCUUGACCGCCUCGGCCAGCUCCUGCGCAAGUGAAGUGACAGACAAUCAGCAGAGAGCAGAGCAGAGCAGAGAGGGAGACCUUGGUCGUUGGUUGCGUCAGUCAGGUGUGUUGCAAUGCCUGGGGUCCACUCCACUCACUCACCUGUUCCUUUUUGAUGCGCGCCUUGGCUACGUGCAGCUGCUGCGCUGUCACAUUGCGCUGGUGGUUGGCGACCUGAACACACAGCACAGGCAGACAGGAAGGGAAGGGCACAGGCUGUGGGUCAGUAACUUGCGCCGCGCGCAGACAGUUACUAUGGCUGGCUGGCUGCGUUUGUUUAUGAUAAAUAUACCUACCUUGGCUUGUUCCAGCUCUUUGAACAUGCCCUUCAAAACUGCGCGGUAGACCCUAUUGUUGGCCUGCAGCAUGGCGUUGUCGGCAGACAUCAACUGAAAACACACGCACACACACACACAGAGGACACGCACCAUGAGGAGAGGCAACAUACAUGGCAUGGUGUUCCACUCACUGCCUCCCUGCCUGUUUGUCUGACCAUGAGCAUUUUGACGGCCUCUUUGAUGCCGUUCCGGAGCUCCCUGACCUCCUUGUCCCACAGGUAGCUGUAGGCCGCGUCCAUCUCCACAUACCUCGUCCGACGAACACCGCUGCCCCUCCCACCCCCGCCACCAACACUCGACGACCCCUCCCCCCUCCUCUGGGGGCCUGAUGAGCCACCGUCAGACGCCUCAUCGGUGAGGUGCUGGUGGCUGCCCUCUCCAUCGCCUCCCUGUGUGUCGUCGUGGCCCUUGGCGUCAUCAGAGGGAUGGUGUGCGGGCGGCGGGAGGGGCUGCGGACGGCAGCCGCUCGACGACGUGGUGGCCCGGCUGUCGGCACCGCCUGAGGCGACCGUUUCCACUGGGGACGAUGCAGCCUUGGCCGAACCUGAUGAGGGAGAGUCGCCAUCCUGACACAAGGACACACACGAUACGACACGGGCACACCGACGGAUGGGAUGCACUCAUCUGGUCCCUUCCUUUGAGACACACAUGGUGUGUGUGUGCUCUCUGCAAGUGCGAUCGUACCCCCGAUGAGGGUGCCCUGUCGGUCUCCCGCCCGGCCUGGUCCCUGCCCUCCUCGUUGGGCGACUCCUCGUGCUCCCAGCGAGACACAGGGAGCACCGCGCCACGCCCGACGGCAGGAGCGGCCGAGUCGAUGAAGCUAUUUACAGCAGGUUGAUCUCCAGCGGGAAUUUCACCUUGCACAGGAUCGGCCUGGUGGGCUCCUCCACCGCUGCUAUCCCCUCCGUCAGCCGGUGCAUGAGGCGGCCUCUCCGCCUCACCCGCCUCUGGCGACGAGUGAGUUGGGCUCGACGCUGCUGCUGCGGCAUCAGAAGCUCCGGAGGCGUCUGCGAUGGGAUGCAAGUCGUCGCCCGGCGCAUCUGACAUGCUCCUCCUCCUACUCCUCUAUUGUGAAGCCUCUCGCCUCGACUCGCCUCACUCACGCCUCGACCCGCCGCACAGCAGCAAACCGCGCAUCCUAGACUGCAUCAAGCUGUUGCUGUGCUACAAACUGCCAUAACGAGC